Molecule: messenger RNA, 1172 nt
Organism: Setaria italica (foxtail millet)
Lineage: Eukaryota; Viridiplantae; Streptophyta; Magnoliopsida; Poales; Poaceae
Exons: 5
Coding region: 65-760 (231 amino acids)
Molecular function (GO): aminoacyl-tRNA deacylase activity
Source: RefSeq, a predicted model, not a curated record
GCGGGACAGCCCGCGAGAGGUCAAGACUCGCCUCCGACGACGCCCCACGCCAGGUCCGGCGACCAUGGGCACCGCGGCGGUCGACCUCGAGGCGCGUCAGCUCCGCAUCCUUGGCCGGAUCGCGGACCUCGAGCUCGCCGUGCAGCAGCGCCGCAUCGGGGCGCUCUCCAUCUCCGCGGCGUCCCCGGAGGACGGUGAGGCCGAGGCGGGAGCUACCGAGGCGCGGCUCUCGGUCCUCCUGGCCGCGCGCGGCGUGCGGGACUUCGCCUUCCGGCGCGUGCCCGCGGAAUACUACGACCGUCCCCUUGAGGAGCGCCGCGGCCUCCUCCGCGCCGACUCGGUCGCUCAGCUCUGCAAGAGCAUCGUCAUGGUGAACACCCAAGCCACUGCAGAUGUUGUUGACUGCAGCAAUCCAAAAAAUUCAAAAUACUAUGUUGUUGUUGUUCAGUAUAUGGCGCGGCUUAACGCUGAAAACAUCAAGAACUUCCUGUACGAACUAAAUGAGAAGCAAAUACCCAAAAAGAGAUUUAACAUGAGGUUGGCACCAGAAGAGGAGUCACACAAGCUUACUGGGUUUGUGCACAACGCUGUCACAUGCAUCGGGAUGGAAACAGACAUACCGGUUAUCAUAGAUGAAGCUAUCACCAAGUUGGAUGAGGGGUUCUUCUGGUUGGGUGGCGGAGAAGUUGACCUCAAGCUCGGGAUGCGAACCUCACAAUUCCUUAGUGCCUUUAGUCCAUUCGUUGUGAAAUGCAGCUGAUGAUAAUCUGCAACGGAAGAGAAGCUUCUGAUCCAUUUGGUUCUACAGAGCGUCUGGAUGCAUCACAUGGAGGCACACCACAAGUAGAUUUUGCUUGGAUCUGGGGUUGGGAUGUCUGUCUUUUUUGAAGCAGGCUAUCCCCUUCCAAUUGCUCACCUUGCAUUGUUUACAGCUGACUGUUGGUAAGAUUGAUGUGGUGGGAGGGGACAUUCUUGGGAAGAUUGAGAUAUUUGCCACAACUAGGCAUAUAAUACUCUUUGUACUUUGUGCCUAAAACUCAUGUUGGUUUCUGGUGUGGGUACUUGAGAACUAGGAGUUACAUGAUUUAGUCAUGGUAAUUUAUCAGGAAGCUCAACUGACAAUAAAUUUCUGUUGUUAUUUCAUCGUCUUAUUAAACGAUAAGCCAAUAUCA